CAUUUUGUUUGAAUUCCAGAUUCCUUUCCAAAACUUUUUUCCAACGAGUCGUCAAUGCGUAGAAACUGGUACUUCUCAAAUUCCACUGUCUUAGAUACAUCUCAGACACAUUACCACAAGGUUCCAUGAGUUUAACAGCUAUGAUCUCCUGCUGGUUUAACUUUAUCUUCUCAUCCUCUGUAAGAAACUCAUUUUUUAUCUGCUUGAAAGGGAUUGAGAGACGAUCAUGGUGAGGGUUCAAAUCAGUAGGAAACAGUUGUUUCAUGAUCACUAAUUUCACAUCAACGCCUCCUUGUUUUUCUAUUUUAUCCAUCCAUUCGUUAGGUAACUCCGGUGGUGAGUCUAAACCCAAUUCUUCAAAAUUGAAUCUCUUCAACAAUUUCUUUUUCUUGUAUUGAUGAUCUUCAACAAUAGUAUUGACGUUUUCAAAGAAUUGCUCCCUUUUCUUGUUCUCUAUCAUGCACUCAGCGGGCUUUCCACAGACAUGUAAAAAAUAAGGAAAAAGAGGAAGUUCCUUGAUGACUCUAGACUCUUUAUUUGCGCCCCGUCUUCUCUUAGGCACAAAAGCAGCAAGUAGGUCCUUUCUCAUGGCUUCCAAUUUCUUUCUCUCUUCUCAAGCAGAAAUUUUUCAAUAAGCAAAUGUAACACAAACAUAAAUAUUUAUAGUUUAGGGAAGCUCGUCCUUGUCCUUGUUGGACGAGAAGUUCAGGAUUAGUAGGGACCAAUUAAUCCUCAUUGUAAUCUAUCUGAUUUCACUGCUGAAUAUUAUUAUUAUUGAAAGUGGGGUCAUGGUAUUUUAGUCAUUGAAUGACUCUUUAACAGUAAAUUUGGAGAUAUAAUUGAAGUGGGAUUCGAUUGUCCCUUCCCCAUUAGGAUAUCUAUUGAUUAAUUUGCUAAACUCGACAUAGUUUAACGAGGGCAGUUAAUCCUUGUUCAAAUGGGCGAUUAGCAAAUGGCCAGUAAAGCUUAAAGAGAGCGAGUUGGAACUUGGAAGCGAGGAGUUUCAGUGUGUUGCAAAGUCAGAGAGAUGAGCGAACACUCUCUAUUUGUAGAUGCAUGGAUAAGAGAAGCACAAGAGGUUUCCAGGUUGGUGGAGGACAUAGAAAGCAAGAUCAACAACGGACACAGGCUUAGAGACUCUGCUCAAUCAACGCUUUUGGAGGUCGGAGUCAAGCUUGAUCGCCUUGAAUCACUCCUUCAUAACCCUCCUUCAAAACCCAUCUUAACUAAAGAAGAAACGAAAUUCCGAUGGGAAAUGCUAUCGGACCUCCGGCUAAGAACAAGAGUGCUGGCCUUCAGUCUAUAUGCAUCACCAUCUACAAAGAGGGGAGGAGGGAUGGCUGCUGCAAAUGCUCAAGGAACCAAUAGUCCCACCAUAAGCGAUGACCAAGGUCCUUUAUACUAUGAUGCAGAUCAAAUCAAGCCCUCCAUGUCCAAAGAUGAUCCAGAAAUACUCAAACCUCUUAUUUCAGAGGAUGCAUUGGAAAGUCAGAUGCAGAUGAAGCAAUGUGGCACUUGUACUUCAAUGAGUGUACUCAGGAAGGUGUGUAUGAUCAUCUGCUUGAUUCUUGGAGUAGCUGCACUCCUUUUUUUGCUGGUUAUCAUCUGUGCAGCUAUAUAAUCUAUGAUACAGUCUACUUAGAUCUUCCUGUUGGUAUGAUACUAGUGUGGCUUCUUCAUGAGUUCAGAGGUGUGGCUGUUUACUCAGAAAAGUAGCUAAAAGUUUUAUUAGUUAUUUAUAACUUUGAUCACUCUGAUUCCAAAGACCUUCCCACCGAAAGCAAAAAAAGAAAGGAAUAGAGCAGCAGCACCAUUUUCAAUCCCUCUCCUAUUCAGCUGUCUCAAGAGAUUGAAGCUCUAAACAAGAUGAGGAAAAGACUAAAGGUCAUAGAAAUAAAGUUUAGUAACUUGAGUUGGAAGAUGAAUAUCAACAAAAAAUUCCUGAGGUGGCUCAGGUUGCUGGGGACUGUGUAGACGGAUCAGCUCAAGGGUAAGGCGGUAAAAAAAAGAGCUUGAGGAAUUAUGCAAUUUUUAUUAUACAUUGGGGAAUGGAGAAUCAUCCAAAUUCAUGUAUAUAUUUCAUUUGAAUGUAAGAGGGGGUAAUAGUUGUUGCUUAGGAGGCAGCCCAGACAAUUGAGGGCCUUUUUAGUUCACAUGGUAAAUAUUAGCACUAAAUUACUGAUGAAACUUUACCUUUGUUGCA
Manihot esculenta (cassava) is the source of this 2203-nucleotide messenger RNA. RefSeq lists its product as uncharacterized. The coding region runs from base 1028 to 1621 and encodes 197 amino acids. Lineage: Eukaryota; Viridiplantae; Streptophyta; Magnoliopsida; Malpighiales; Euphorbiaceae. The transcript has 6 exons. The record is from RefSeq and is a predicted model, not a curated record.